This is a messenger RNA of Fusarium subglutinans, 1053 nucleotides long. RefSeq lists its product as uncharacterized. Lineage: Eukaryota; Fungi; Ascomycota; Sordariomycetes; Hypocreales; Nectriaceae. The record is from RefSeq and is a predicted model, not a curated record. The coding region runs from base 1 to 1053 and encodes 350 amino acids. The transcript is spliced from 2 exons.
AUGAACAGAAAUCACAACUACAGAACGGGCUCCUUCAGCUCAAUCUCUCGUCCCUACCUCCCCUCAAUCGACGAGAACGAAAUCGCCUCUACCCCUUCAUCUCACAGUCCUCCAACACCUCCUCUCCGCAUCCCGAGGAAAUCACCCCGGCGCGCUAUUCGCAGCAAUGCGAUUCCACCGGCGUAUAUACCCAGAGGACGAGUAUACUAUGCUCCGCCCGUGGCGCACUAUACCCCACCGCCUAGCUACAGCUAUAACCACAGCCACAGCUACAGCGAUGCCAAGGGUAGAUUCCUAGAGCAUGAGUACUCUGAAGCUGGGAGCUAUAGAGAGAGGAAAGUUUGUGGACUUGACAAGCGCAGAGGAUGUUGUUUGUUGAUUAUUGCGCUCGUGGGCGUUGCUAUUGUUGCUGUUGCUUUGGGCAUUGGACUCUCGAUAGGGUUGAAGGACGAAGACAGAGCACCACCGCAAGAGACUUCAACUUCGGAACCUCCAGCUGCAUUCCCGGCUGGUUCUUUUGCUUUUAAAGCAGAUCUUCAAAAUACAACCACAAACUGUACUUCCAAUCCUUCGACAUGGCGCUGCUAUCCCUAUGAAAAGGGCUCAUCAGCAACCUUCUUCUGGAUAAUCUCAUCCAACAACGGCUCCUCGUACAAUAUCUCAUCCACAGAAAACCCCUUCGCACCAUCGUUCACCAACUUGACCGUUGAUGUUCUUGACAGGGAUACAUCCUUAGAGCGUCUUCAGUUUUCUUUCUCAAUGAACAAGACGGUCGUCCCAGAUGAUCAGCUCUCGCCGAGCAAUCGUGCAGCAAAGUGUACGUUUGACGAUACGCUUUUCGAAGCUACACUGUGGACGCAGCGGAAAAGAGGUGACGAGGCGACUGGAAAUACAAAAUUUGCCGCUUGGCCAGGUGAUGUUGAUGUUGUCCAACGCAAGACAUUCAAUGGAGGAUCACCAAAUUGUGUGGAUAGCGAGGGUGGCCAAGUGGGCGAUGUCAAGUCGGAGUCCGGAGCGUGCGAGUGCCGCUAUGCAAACUACGAUAUCAACUAG